Bacillus rossius redtenbacheri is the source of this 528-nucleotide messenger RNA. RefSeq lists its product as uncharacterized. Bases 1 to 360 code for a protein of 119 amino acids. The record is from RefSeq and is a predicted model, not a curated record. The transcript is spliced from 5 exons. NCBI's taxonomy places the organism in Eukaryota, Metazoa, Arthropoda, Insecta, Phasmatodea, Bacillidae.
AUGUCAAGUCCCGCGGGGUGUGGGCGGCUCCGAGCGGAGCCUCGCACCCCGACGCUGGCGGCAGCGGGGUCUCCCCUCCCUUCCUCCUCCUUCCCUGGCGGGACCAGUCUUCCAGGGACUGCGGCAGGGAGCGCUAGGACGUCGCAAGGGCCGCUGCUCAUUUCACGGCGCGGGGACCAAACAGAAGGCGUCAUGCCUGAGAGCGACAGCUACUACGCCCGAGCUGGAGCGAGGGGUCGGAGAGGGACUUUCAGCAUACCAACCGCGAAAACAGAAACAGGAAGCAUUUUCACGACUUACAUAAUCCUGCUGGUUCUGCUGGUGGCACUGUGGCUUCUCUACUCCGGCAUCGUGGUGUAGCCGACGAAGGUCGAUGGCUGUGUAUUCCUCACUAGGGACGUCAAAAACAAGUGUUCAUCCGACACAUCUGACGGGGCUAUGAAGCAAACACGAAACUUUCACAUCCAAUCUUCACCAAGUGAAGAAAACUUUUCUUGAAAUAAAAGUGAAUUUAUUAUGUUCAAUAAA